CUCUCUCUCUCUCUCUCUCUCUCCUGCUUAAACAACAGCCCUAACUUUUGUGUGUUGCAAAUAUAAAAGGCAAGCCAUGUGACAGGGGGACAGAAGAACAAAAGCAUUUGGAAGUAACAAGACCUCUUUUUCGCUCUGAGUUGCAGGAGUCCAAAGGAAGGUGAAAGCGACGCGUUUUGCAAAGCAGCCAUGCAGGAGAUGUUCUGAUGGAUUAUACCCUCUACAAAUGCCAAACUCAAAACCAGCAAUGACAAGCCGGAGACUUCGCACAGAGCUUUCGUUUUCCUCGAAAGGGACUGGGCCUCAGUCUUUAGAGUGCUUCUGAUGCUCUACCUCCCUCUACUGUAUUUCUUGAGAAGUUCUUCUCCAAUGAUGGGAAAUCAUGUAUUAGCCGCUUCCAUUUCCAUGCUGUCCCUUCUGGCAAUAAUGGGAGACACAGACAGUAAAACAGACAGUACUUUCAUGAUCGAUUCAGACCCAGACCGUUGCAUGAGGCAUCAUUAUGUGGAUUCCAUCAGCCACCCUUUGUACAAGUGCAGUUCAAAGAUGGUGCUGCUAGCUCGUUGCGAGGGACGUUGCACUCAGACAUCACGCUCCGAACCGAUGGUGUCCUUCAGUACAGUCCUGAAACAGCCCUUCCGCUCCACGUGCCAUUGCUGCCAGCCACAGACUUCCAAGCUGAAAGCCAUGCGGUUGCGCUGCUCGGGCGGCAUGAGACUCACGGCCACCUACCGUUACAUCCUCUCGUGCCAAUGUGAGGAGUGCAACUCCUAGGCGCAAACCUUCUGCAGCAGAUAGAGUGGGAGAGACACAUGGUCUGCAGCAGAAUUCUCAGAAGAAGCAGCAGCCAAGGGUCACCUUUUUGCCAACUUGCUAUUAGAGGUCUCACACAACCAAGGCCAGUUAAGCAUGGAUUUAAUUUUCAGAGCUGCAGAAAGCAAAUCACGAUGUUGCUUGGGAAUGUGCCAAAUCAUGAACAGACAUCAGAAUGUAUAUCUAUACUGGAGGGGAAAAAACCCCUCUUGUGGUGGUGGAGGACUGGUUUUUAGAAACCUAUUUUUCUUGGGAAAAUACUUUGGGUAGUUUUUCUGGUUCAGUAUUUCUUUAAAUCCUGAAUAAGGGCCUGUGAGAAAUUAUGACUCUUCGUUUUGAGCGCCCUGCCAGUAAAAGUAAAAAGAACAAAAGACAUUAUAGAAUAUGCACAUUGGAUGCUAUUAUGUGGGAAAUGUUUUAUUUUAGAAGAAGAGAAAGACUGUAUGCAGAAGCCUAUUGUAUCUUUUAAAUAUGCCCAUUAGUUUAUAUUGGCCUUGGAAAUGGACUGUAUUGAUGGUAAAAGUUAUAUUUUAUCUGGUCUGGCAGCCAAGUGCUGGACAAUUUAUUGUGGUUUAGGUGCAGUUACAAAAUAAAUAACAGAAAAUUUAUUGAACAAGAAGUGCAGCUCCUCCAGUGUUGGGAAGCGGUGUUUACGGUCAGGGACUGAAGCUUUGAAAAUAGUUGUUUUCAAUUGGGCCUCUUUGCUACUAUGUAUUUUAACUUCUGUGCAGGGUCCAGAGCUUCCAAAAUAGUAAUAGCUAGUCUUGUUUUCCUUCACAAUAGGCACAAGUUUAAAUGAAGGAUUCUCUUAUUGGUGAAGACAUGGUUUUUCAUUACUUGGGAAGUAAUGAUUGAUUACUUACAUGGGUGAAUUGGUGUCACCCAUGUCAUGCCCCUUGAUACAACUUUGAGCACCAUACUUUGUAGUGGGGACUGUAUACAAUUUUCUGCCUCCCCACCCCCUGAGAAACCCUAACCAUUGUGGCAUUUGUAAUCAACAGCUUCCCUUCAUUAAAUACAAAGCAAUGACACCAGAGUCUUACUUUAAGUCAUGCAUUUUUACAUUUUCCAAUGGAUAUAAAUUUAUGUUUCCAAGAUGAAGUUACAGUAGCAUAGGAUAGGAUUAUACACAGAAAUACAUCAGAGUCUGAAUUAGUCCAAGGGUUUAUGAAUUACUUCUUGUUGAAAUUUUAGAAGCAGGCAAAGCUAUUGCAGUUGCAGCUUUCUAUGCCUAGCUUUCAGUGGUUAAUAUAAGUCCUGUCUUGGAUGGCAAUGUAUUCUUCAGAACAAUCAACCAGUUUUAGAAACUCUUUUCCUCCACAGAAACCCAAAUAGAUCUACCAUAUGAAGAAAUAAUGUUUGCCCUGAAUUCUUUGACUUCCAACCCAAUCCCCCAAUCACUUGUAUUAAAGAUCUAAGAGCUGCAGCCAUGCUAAUUUAGCUGGAGCAAUUUUACUGCACAGCUCUAAAUAUGAGAAAAGAGUAAAGUUGGGGGCCAGAAGUGAGCAGGCAAGCAGCCCAUCUGUUCUAUGUCAUCUAAUCUGUCUGGAAUAAUUGCCAUAUAUAGCAACCAGGAUUUUGACAAUUACAUCACAGAGAUUCCAUUAAACGCACUGAAGGAGUCCCCAGUGUCUCUUGGGGAAUGGUUGCCUGGCUAAUGAAAACAACAAAUGAAAUGGCCCGUGGAGUUUGUAGCCAAGCAGCUUUAUGACCUACAUGCCCAUAAUUGUGAUCAUCCAGGGAACGCCACAGCUCUUUGUUAUUGGCUUUCCAUCAAUAAGCUAAAGAAAAUGGAGAUUAGUGGCAGGUGUGAGCUGUUUUGUGCAGCUAAAUUCAUAGACAGGAUAUCAUUCAUGACAGAAACGUGAAGAACAUGAGGUCAUGAUAGAUAGAUAUACAUUGCUUCAUCUUGACUGAUAUUUCUUUCACCCCUCUGAAAUUAUUAUGAACUCAUGAGCGAAGCACUUAGGAGUCUCUCUCUCUCUCUCUCUCUCUCUCUCUC
This is a messenger RNA of Zootoca vivipara (common lizard), 2815 nucleotides long. RefSeq names its product norrin cystine knot growth factor NDP (gene NDP). The record is from RefSeq and is a predicted model, not a curated record. Gene Ontology annotation, molecular function: cytokine activity; frizzled binding. Lineage: Eukaryota; Metazoa; Chordata; Lepidosauria; Squamata; Lacertidae. Gene Ontology annotation, biological process: Norrin signaling pathway; positive regulation of DNA-templated transcription; Wnt signaling pathway.